GCACUGGGACGUUCGGGCGGGUGCACCUGGUGAAGGAGAAGACAGCCAAGCAUUUCUUCGCUCUCAAGGUGAUGAGCAUUCCCGAUGUCAUCCGCCUGAAGCAGGAGCAGCACGUGCACAAUGAGAAGUCUGUCCUGAAGGAAGUCAGUCACCCGUUUCUCAUCAGGCUGUUCUGGACGUGGCAUGACGAGCGCUUCCUCUACAUGCUCAUGGAGUAUGUGCCGGGCGGGGAGCUCUUCAGCUACCUGCGCAACCGGGGGCGCUUCUCCAGCACCACGGGGCUCUUCUACUCUGCGGAGAUCAUCUGUGCCAUCGAGUACCUGCACUCCAAGGAGAUCGUCUACAGAGACUUGAAGCCGGAGAACAUCCUGCUGGAUAGGGAUGGCCACAUCAAGCUCACGGACUUUGGGUUCGCCAAGAAGCUGGUAGACAGGACUUGGACCCUCUGUGGAACACCCGAGUACCUGGCCCCGGAAGUCAUUCAGAGCAAGGGCCACGGAAGGGCCGUGGACUGGUGGGCCCUCGGCAUCCUGAUAUUCGAGAUGCUCUCGGGGUUUCCUCCGUUUUUUGAUGACAACCCGUUUGGCAUUUAUCAGAAAAUUCUUGCAGGCAAAAUAGAUUUCCCCAGACAUUUGGAUUUCCAUGUAAAAGACCUCAUUAAGAAACUGCUCGUGGUUGACAGAACAAGGCGAUUAGGAAACAUGAAGAACGGGGCAAAUGAUGUGAAACGCCAUCGGUGGUUCCACUCUGUGGACUGGGAAGCUGUUCCGCAGAGAAAACUGAAGCCCCCCAUCGUGCCCAAGAUAGCUGGCGACGGCGACACUUCCAACUUCGAAACUUACCCCGAGAAUGACUGGGACACAGCUGCACCCGUGCCGCAGAAGGAUUUAGAAAUCUUCAAGAAUUUCUGAGGACAGGAGCUCACAUCUGGAAGAAACAGGAAGAUUGGAAUCGGCCUGGAACAAAGAACUGCACCUAAGCAGACCAGAAGUAAAAUGUCUUCUUCACGGCAUAAGGACAUUUCCACUUUUCUGUGUACCUGUGUGUAUAGAAAUAGAUCAGAGCACAGUUGAAAUUAAUGGAACUGGCAUUAUUUAAGCAACUGGAAUUCCACACUGUAGGAAGGUUUUGAAAAUUGUUUGGUUGUAGAUUUUAUCUUAUCUUUUAGUGUUGUUGUGUGCCUACUGUGAUGUCUUGGUUUUUCUCAUAGACUUAAGUUUGUAAGUUUGAACUGGACUUGUUCGAUUAUAACCACAAAUUGUGUGUGUGUGUGUGUGUAUGCCUGUGUGUAUAUAUAGAAGUCAUUAUGGUAGAUGCACAGAAACUGUGCAGUGAUGUAAAUGUUCAUACUUCACAGAGCCUAUAAUUUUUAUUUUUCAAUUUGUUUUUUCAAAAAUCUCUUCUCGGGGACAACAUCUGAAGGGUAUGUUGCAUGCAUUAAAAAAGAUCAUCUCACAUGUAUUUUAUAGUUUGGGGGAAGAAAAUAUCAUGGGGAGGUCUACCUUCAGUAUCUUUAGUGCUUCCUACCUGGUAACUUGAGAUUUUAAAAGAAGAAACAAAGAGAAAGAAGAUAUGGGAGCGAAUUUAUUCCAAGAAUCUACAAUGACAUUGAAGUUGUUGGAGGAAUGUACUGUACUUAAAACAACCUUCUGUGACACAUUCAAAAAUUUCAUCUGAGCUGGAUGCAGUGGCUUGUUCCUAUAGUCCCAGCACUUUGGGAGGCUGAGGUGG
This is a messenger RNA of Macaca mulatta (Rhesus monkey), 1731 nucleotides long. It is a transcript of the gene PRKX, whose product is annotated as protein kinase, X-linked. Lineage: Eukaryota; Metazoa; Chordata; Mammalia; Primates; Cercopithecidae. The record is from RefSeq and is marked provisional. Gene Ontology annotation, biological process: protein phosphorylation. Gene Ontology annotation, cellular component: cytosol; cAMP-dependent protein kinase complex. Gene Ontology annotation, molecular function: cAMP-dependent protein kinase activity; ATP binding.